AUGGUGAAAACAUCUAAGUCUGUCAUUGGAGUUUUCAGUCUUGAAAUUAAAGCUAUUGAAAUAGAAAAUGGAAAAUGGCAUGGUUCAAUUAGCGGCAUAAUUGGUGCACCAAUUGACAAAGUUUGGACCAUAGUUUCUCAAACUAAGAAUCUUCCAGAAUGGAUGCCAAUGGUGGAAAGAUGCACUGCCUUAGCUGGAGAUGAAGAUGAACCAGGCUAUGUUAGGUUAGUUUCCGGUUUCAUGUUUCCUCAACAAGAUGGAGAAAGGUCAUGGAUCAAAGAGAGGUUGGUUUCAAAGGACUCUUCAUCACAUAGUUAUGUUUAUAGAAUGGAAGCAAGUAAUGUUGGUUUGGAUGGAUCUGUAAAUUCACUAAAAUUAGUUGAUUAUGGAGAUGAAUCAACUCUUCUUCAAUGGUCUUUUGAGAUUAAUCCUCUAGAAGAUGUGUCUGAGAACAACUUAGUGGAUUAUCUAGGAUUUCUAUAUAAAUCUUGCAUUAAUAAGAUUGAAGGUGCUGUUGAAGUAAAAAAGAUGUGA
Messenger RNA from Lathyrus sativus (Indian pea), 534 nucleotides. NCBI's taxonomy places the organism in Eukaryota, Viridiplantae, Streptophyta, Magnoliopsida, Fabales, Fabaceae. The record is from the annotation of a GenBank genome assembly.